Molecule: messenger RNA, 715 nt
Organism: Humulus lupulus (European hop)
Lineage: Eukaryota; Viridiplantae; Streptophyta; Magnoliopsida; Rosales; Cannabaceae
Product: early nodulin-93-like
Exons: 4
Coding region: 224-526 (100 amino acids)
Source: RefSeq, a predicted model, not a curated record
AAUUCAAAGCAAAACCAUCAAACUCUGCACAGCACAACUGAAGAUCAGUCUCUGAUUCACUCCCACCACCCACCAACUAUUACUUUCACCCAAAAAGGCUUAUAAAUAUCUCAACUAAGUCCAAUGACUUCAAUUCAACCAAAGCUUAGAAAUCUUUAAGAUCUUUUAUCUGUUUACUUCUUCAGUCGUUAUUUCUUUCAUUUUUAGUGCUCUUUAUCAUACAAUGGCAAAGAAUGUAGCUCAAUCUUCCCUUGACCAAAGGCUGGCCAUGGCUAAACGCUGUUCUCAUGAAGGUGUCAAAGCAGGAGCUAAGGCAGCUGUUGUUGCUACUAUUGCCACUGCCAUUCCAACUCUUGCUAGUGCGAGAAUUCUGCCUUGGGCAAAAGCCCAUCUCAACCACACUGCUCAAGCUCUUAUUAUCUCCACAGUGGCUGGAGCUGCAUACUUCAUAGUUGCUGACAAGACUGUCCUGGCCACAGCUAGGAAGAAUUCCUUCAACCAAGCCACCAUGAAUAGGGAAGCAUAAAUUAAAAUAUUCACCAAAUCUGUAUUCGAAGACCAAUAUAGGACUAAGAUCAAUCAUUUUUAUGCCGAUUCUAUCAAACACGUCUUGAUUUUUCAUGUAUUACUUCUAAUACUUCCAAUGGCCUAAUGUAUGUAUAUACGAUGAUUUAAAAAAAAUAUAUAUUAAAAUUGCUAAAAAUUAUAGCUGGAA